AUGGCCGAUAAUUUGCUACAAGGGCUUCAGGCGGCUGCAAAUGCGACAUCACAGGCAGGGGUGAGUUUCUUGCUAACCAUUUUUCUUCUGAACGGUUCGGUUGGCGUUCGAACAUCAUAUAGCAAUGCAAUCGUGUACAGAUUAUAUAUUGUCAUUAACAUUAUUCUUAUUAAUUUUUUUGGCCAAUAACGAUAGGCCCUGCAAUAUUUUGAACAGCUAAAGAAUUCCCCAGACGGCUGGAAGCUAUGUGGUGAUGCCCUAAUUCGAAAUCUUUACAGGUAAUUGAAUUUUGAUCUUGAAGUUGUGUUACCUUGGUAUUAAGUCGUUAACGUUUUGGGCCUCAUUGAGCAUUAUUUCAGAACUUGAUUAAAAAGAUGCAUUGUUUGAUAUAAUUUAUAUUCAUUUUAUGUUAUCAUUCAUCAGGGGCACCCAACGACAAUUUUCGGAAAAAUAUCUGUUCGGAAGACGAUUUGAGAACUAGAAUUUUCGGAACAUUUGUUGUAAAAUUUCUUCCUUGCCUGCUUCUCCUAGGAUUUUCGAACUUCUAAAAAAUGGUAUAAUUGCCUAUUUUUAACGGAUUUUUACCCUAAAAAGGUCACCUAGAAUUUUCGGGAGCCUUUCUUCUGGCUAAAAUUUUCGAAAAGGUAAGUUUUGAUCCCUAUAAUUUUCGGAUCACUAGACUUUCAGCUAGGAAAUCCGAACAGAUGAAAAAUUUCUAGGGGAUAAAAAUAUGCCUAUAUCUACCGUUUAAAUACCAAAAUACGUUUAACAAUGCCAUGUUUAAGUGAUUUUGAACUAUAUUCUCGUUGGGUGCCCUUGAUUCAUAAUUCAUAUGCAUCCAUAUAGUACAUUGUCAUUCAUUCAAAAUAUUUUCUCUAUUUGUGAUUGACCACAUUUGGAUAGUCUGGAACCAGCGCCGCAGUGGGGGAAAAGGGCAAAGAACAGGGUCAACAAGGAAAAAUGCGGUGGGCUGGAGGGGGGGGGGGGGAUGCAGCAGAACCUAGAGACAUGCCUUUGAUGCUGCCAUUCUGUGAUACCAUUCUGGUGUCAAAUGUCUUCAUGUUGACAGAUUCUCAGUGCUGUGGACAGUAUUGCGCUCUUUCAAUAUCAUGCUCAUACAAUUUGAAAAAGAUUUUAAAAUAUGAAUGAGGGUGGAUUGGCGGCAUCAACGCAUUUCUCCAGGCUCCACCUUUUCUCCUCCCCAGACUACCUCUUGGCCUGCUUUGCUUCGCUAUAGCGAAGACCCCACUAUACAGCCUGUAACCAAGAAUUUUUUGGGUACCAUGGCACUUCGUUAUAGCGGGGUUCCAUCAAAAUCCUGCAAACAAGCUAUGUAAAUGACGCAGCUCAGGGCUUGUAAUAUUUUGCAUGGUCGUGAAGCCAUGAAGUUCAGGUAAAUCAGUAAAACUCACAAGAGCAUGCAAAAUACUGCAAAAUUUGGUAGAAAUCUUAUGAGAUAUGUGUCUGUACAACAUAUUUGAAAUUUAUCUCAGCAAAUUUAUCUUGAAACUUCGCCACUUAAACAUGCAAACAAAGUCCUGAAACUACCAGACGUAGAUUAUGUUGCGAAAAACUGGGCACUAGCCAUGACGUUAAAGGCUUUGCCAUUGGUUCAUUUCUGGAGCGUAUUGUUGUUGAAAGAGUAAAUGAUGACCUCUGUUUGAAAAACGUUGAAAAUGCAGGUCUGAUCAGCCAAUCAAUUUCUAGCGAAUUUUCCCUAAAAAUAACCACAAAAUUGGCCAUUUUUUACCAAUUGCUUUUUAGGCGAAGUUUGUCGCCAAAAAUUCCCAGGAAAUUGGCCAAUUUUUCUGGGAAUUUGUCCCUAAAAAUCCUGCAAAAUUUGACUUAUUUUUCACGACCUAUGACAAGCCCAUAUAUAAUGGCGCGAAUUGCGCAAUUGAUCAGAUUUGAAAAUAUCAUCGAUAGAAGUCGGUAUAUAUUUGGAGAUAAACUGGCUUUGUUUAUGCGAUUUGGCACAUUUUUUAUGAUGUAAGCAAAGCAAGAUAAUAUGAAAUGUUUGUUUUAACUUUACUCUUUUAAUAAUUUAAAUCUAAAACUUAGAGAAAUCUGGUUGCCACUUUGGUAACUAAGCCAAAACUUUUAGUCGCCAAGGAGACAAUGUUAGUUGCAUUGGCGACCUUAUCACUUGCGAUUUCAAGCCCUGAUGUGUCAUAGAGUUUUUAUAGUGGGGUUUCACUGUACAUGCAAAAAGGCAAGACAUCAACAUCCCACAAACAAGCCAGGGCUGGGGUGAAAACAAGAAUUGGGACAAGUGGGAUUUCAAUUUGACUUGCAGAAUGCUCCAAAUCUUCUUGUGGCUCCAACACCAAAAACAACAGCAAUCACCUGCUUGUCUUGUCAGCUACACAGGCUAAUCAGCUAUGUAGCUGGAAAUGUCAUAAAGUGUGUUGCAGUUAUUGAAAAAGUUAAUUAUUUGAAAAACUGUGGAUGUGUUUUUACCUAUGUAUAUACCUGGUUGAUACAGUUGAGGCUCUGGACUGUACACUCCUCUUAAGUAGACAGCUCUUCUUUCAGCUUAUGUCAGUUUUUUCACAUACCUGGCGUUACGCUUCAAAACACCAGUUGAAUUUUAUGCUUGUGCCUGAAUUACAGCAUUGUCAGAGCAACUGUAUCAAACAGUUUUUUUCUUAGUAUCCUGGUAUUUAUUCAUUACAGAAAUGCACCCAUUGAUAAUUAACGAUCAUGAAAAAUGACAUAGUGAGAGUGUCAAUCAAGAAAUCCCCUGUGUAUAUCCUUUUCCUGAUUAUUGUUCUUGCUAGAAAUACCACAAAAUAAUUUGACUAAAACUUCAUGCAACUAACAAUACUUCAGUCUAUCUGUCUAAAUUUAAUCCAAAUAAGGACAUGUAAUUUAAACCCUUUAAAAUUGAUUACAACACUUAAAAUAAUGGUAACAUACCAGUUUGUAUUGUUUCUGCAUUGUUUCUGGAAAGUGUGGGAAUUGUCAAUCACUAUAAAGUUCAUAAGAGACCGAAAAUGGCUUUAUGGGUACCCCACUUUUCACAUUUGACAUUUAUCCAUGGAUGCCAAACUGUAAUGUUGUAGCUGAGUAAGCUCCCAUAAGCUGCCAAUGAUAUAACCCUUUCACCUCUAGUGGCUGCAGACGAGAACCAUUCUUGUAAGUGAUCAGCUUCAGUUAUGGACACAUUUCUCUCAUCUCAAGGGUGCCUGCACUCACAUGAGCAUCUAUUCUAGUACAUGUACAUAGAUAGCUCCAGUAUCACAUCAACUGUCUUGUGUAUGGGUGUGAUAUAAGAACAUUUCAUCUGCCUUUAGCCUCCCAAGGCAGACGUUCUUAUUGGUUUCUUUUGUGUUGUUGUUUUAGUGAUGAAAGUGUCAAGUUCUUUUGCUUUACAAUACAAUACAAUACAAUACAAUGUUCUUUAUUUUGAGAGGGUAGAUAUACAUGAUUAACCCAGUUAAGAGUUUUCUAACACAUGGCCCUCUAAAACUAAAAGAAAUAUAUACAAAUAAAUUUCAAAAAUACACACAUACAAUAAUUAAUUGAAUGUAACAUUUAAAAUGAAAUUAAAAUUAACACAAUAUAAAAGUUUAAUUAACAUAGUUACAAACAAUAUAUCGCAGCAAACUUGGACGAUUAGGAGAAAUAGCAAUUGCAGUAAAGCAGGAAACGGCAUGCAAAACAGCAAAGUUCUUCGAGAUGGGCAACGGAAUUGAGUUUUUGAAUGAAAUGCUUUCAAGUAUUAGAGCAUCACAUAAAAACAAGGUAAAAUUAAACAUUGAUAAUUUCUAAUUAUAAUGAUUAAUAAGAAGUUUUACAUAAUAAUUAUUAUAAUGUGGCAUCCAUUUUAAAAUUAAAUCUUCCUUCCAUGGAAAAAUCAAAAAGGUUUUAUUUUGUCGGUUGAUCGGCCAUUUUAAAUUUUUGUCCACCAUAUUAUUCUGAAUAACUCUUAUUAAAAGAUGUUAUCAGAAAAUUUAAUUUUUAAAUAUUUACUCACUUGGUAUGAUAUUAUGUAGGCUAUCAAUUGGGUUUAAUUGUUUCUUACCAGGAAUGACUUAUAAACAUUUGAUCGCUAGCUGUAUUCAGUAUACACAUGCUUCUGAAAAUUAAUAAGUCUCCUGUCCCGUACAAGACAUCUUGGAUGAUCUUGUCUCAGUGUCUGAUCCUGCCCAAAAAAUGGCUAUGUUUUUUUAUUUUUUAUUUUGUGCACAGACAUGUGUCAUCAAAUCUUGUAGAUCAACAAGCACUCAGAGAGAUUCUUUUGACCUGGCUACGAAAUCAGGUACACUAGGAUAAUUAUUUUACUCUACAGUAGAAUCCCAAGGAACAUUUUCUCUUUUUUUGCCACUCACCCUUGAUUGUAAUGUCUAUCUUUAGGUGAAAAAGGAUGUCUUGCUAAUAUCUUUGACGUAUUAUUAUGGUCUAGACUCUCUCUUUGUCUUUCAUCAAAAUUGAAACAACAUUUUUUAUGUCAAAAGGUAGAGCAAAAUUGUCAAACGUUGUUUUUUAUAGUUGUGCAAAGAUACCUAAAAGUGGACAUAAGUGCAUUAAUGGUUUGCAAAGCCAUGAGAGUCUUCCUAGCACCUUUGUUCUUUGAAUUCUUAUACCUACACUGUAGCGGUAAUUGCAACAUUUUCACUGCGAUUUUUCAUUGACCCUUGUUGUAUUAAACUUUUCAGUGUUGUACCGAGUCAGAUAACAAGAAUUUCUUGAAGAACAAGGCAGCACAAGUCUUAAGCUUGAUCUUUGUCUGUGAUUAUCCUGAGAAGGUUAGCUGAGUUAUUGUUAUUUCAAGUGUGAUGAGUGUGAAUACUGAUAGAUACCCUAAAUUGUAACUUGUGCCCAGAUUUCAUUCAGUGUGAGAGAACUUCAUUUAAUUUCCUGCCUCUUUCACAAGCUGCCUUUAGACAGUGUUAUGACCUCAUGGCUGGUAAACUCAUGCCUUCCAGCUAUGAGCCCCCACACCAAUGGAACCAGGCACCUGUCCCAAUGAUUUAUCAGAGAAAAAUUAAAGGGAGCCCUUGUAAAAAUUUAUUAGCGAUCGCUGUCAAAAUCGCGUAGCGUUUUUGGCCGGAUUUCGCGGCGCGAUCGCUGCGUUAUUCGCGGAGCGAUGGGAGCGAUCGCGGCGCGAUCGCUGUCAUCAAUCGCUUAGCGUUUUUGGCCGGAUUUCGCGGCGCGAUGAGAGCGAUCGCUGAGCGAUCGCUGUCGUCGAUCGCUUAGCGUUUUUGGCCGGAUUUCGCGGCGCGAUGAGAGCGAUCGCUCAGCGAUCGCUCACCGCAUCAAUCGCUUAGCGUUUUUGGCCGGAUUUCGCGGCGCGAUGAGAGCGAUCGCUGUCAUCAAUCGCUUAGCGUUUUUGGCCGGAUUUCGCGGCGCGAUGAGAGCGAUCGCGCCGCGAUCGCUGUCAUUAAUCGCUUAGCGUUUUUGGCCGAAUUUCGCGGCGCGAUGAGAGCGAUCGCUGAGCGAUCGCUGUCGUCGAUCGCUUAGCGUUUUUGGCCGGAUUUCGCGGCGCGAUGAGAGCGAUCGCUCAGCGAUCGCUCACCGCAUCAAUCGCUUAGCGUUUUUGGCCGGAUUUCGCGGCGCGAUGAGAGCGAUCGCUGUCAUCAAUCGCUUAGCGUUUUUGGCCGGAUUUCGCGGCGCGAUGAGAGCGAUCGCGCCGCGAUCGCUGUCAUUAAUCGCUUAGCGUUUUUGGCCGAAUUUCGCGGCGAGAUGGCAGUGAUCGCUCAGCGAUCGCUGUUGUCGAUCGCUUAGCGUUUUUGGCCGAAGUUCGCGGCGCGAUUGGAGCGAUCGCGCCGCAAUCGCUGUCAUUGAUCGCAGAUGGUUUUCGGCCGAAUUUCUCGUUGCAAUCACGGUCCGGACGAAAAAGACAUAAAUGAGUAUUUCUUAUCUCAGAAGAAGAGCAGUGAGCUGAAAUUUGUCCUGAAAGUUGCAGUAACAUUUUACUAACUUGUGACAAACGGAGAGCUUCUGAGCUUUGCCGAAAAUCGUGCAUCAUAGAAAAUGACCGCUCCGUUUGAAAGCCCCUGGUCCGGCCAGUGGUUCCGGCCACUUUGGCUACUUUAAUUGGAAGCCGACAUCAAAAGUGCGUAAAAAGAAACCUUCCAAGCACCAUCUGAUCUAAAUUCCUGUAUAAUUUUUAUAGGCUGCUCACUUAAAAUUCGAAACCAAACUGAGAUUUCUGUGUAAAGAGCUAACGUUUGGUCUCUCGAAGAAACUAAACCGUGAAAAGGUCAAUUCGCCACCAUUUUAAAUGAAUUCAGUCAAAGUUUAGAGGGAAAAAAUAUUUGUCGUCGCUUGUUUACGUCCUCAAGAAACACCUCCCAUCACCAAAAUGUUGUCUAAGUCAUGCCGCGACCGAAAAGCGUGCGUCAUGCACGUGCAGGACGUGCAGAGUAAUAUUUUCCGUGUUAGGCCCAUUGCUUGCCAAGUUUUUUGACUUUGCUAAAUGCUACAGCUCCCAAAUGAAAUAUAAGUUUCAUUUUAUGGCCUUCUAUAUCACUGCUUAAUAAAUAAAGUGCAGUGUUACUGGGAAAUUUUCAAACAGGCUUUCCCUUUUCAAUCACUAUUUGGCUAGUUUGGCCGGACCAAGGACAUAGUACGCAAAAUUUAUUUUGAAAUAUUAUCUAAACUUUGGUUUUAAAAUUCAACCAGUCCACCGAAUUUUUUUUUUUUUGCAAGUCGAAAGAACAUUUCUUGUACGCCGUGUACACCAAAAAUUAGCUUUCUUAACACUUAAUUGCAUACCUGAACUAAAAAUGCAUCCAAGUAAUUUAAGGCGCCAUAAAAAAGCAAAAAUAACAGAACAAAAUUCACCUACGACAAUCGAGCUUCAGAAGGCAAACAGAUCAAUAAAAAAUCGGAAAGUUUCGUUUGUAGUUUAACCUUAUUUUCUUCCGAAAAUUACGUACAUCACAAAUUAUAACGGGCCGGAACUUAUCCGAACUUAUCCGAACUUAUCUAGGAAAGAUCGAAGCUACUCAGUCUGCAAGCAGGGUAGUAUAAAUCAUGUCAAGAUAAAGCUAAAUUUUCAACUUAAACGGGUCUAAAUAGGGAAUGAAUUUUCAAAAGAAAGGUCUUAUGUGAGAGUUCAGUGAAUCGUGUUUUUUAUUCUUAGCUAAGUGUGAGCAGAGUAAAACGUUUUAUAUCCUGAAGUAUUGAGAUAAUGAAACCGCCUAUAUGCAUUGAUUUCUUUUCUUUUGAUCCACUUGUCCAUGUCUUCAGAUAGGUUCAUCCUAUUAGGGAUAAAAAUAUUUUUUCUUUUUUCCUCACGCUAAUGAUAUGUUUCAUGUUCAUUUACCGUGCUUAAAUAUUCUGACUGAAAUUCUCCAUACUUCUUUAUUAAGCCAAUUUAAUGUGACGUCCCACAUUUUUUGUCUUCAGCCUAAACGUUACCUUUGAAAUUUACAUAAUGUACAAACUGAGUACUCACAACUGUUGUCUUUGCCUGAUUAAUUGUUGCUGCAGAAUAUUCAAGAGGCCAUCAUGGCUCUUGGUAUAUUGCCAUGUUUAUGCCCCACAGUACGUCCAGAGCGGUUUUCCUGUUGAGAAAUUAAAACCAGUUAACCAAGAGAGUUAUUCCCGAAAUCAGAGUAUUGAAAUAUUCAAAUCAAGACAAAUCACUGAGUUGUGAAGCUCAAGUAGCUUAAGACUUACACCCCCCGAAGGAUAUAAAAAAAUGAGCUAAAAAACGAAGGCUCCAAAAUCAGAAGUUUUGCUUUCUCGAACUAUUAAAAGGUAGCUCGAAUUUUUUAGCUUUUGUUUGUUUGAGAAGCCUAAUAAAAAAGGCUAACCUUAAUUGUGUUAUAAACUAUGAAAAGUGCCGGAAAGUAUAAAAUCGACAACACCGAAUGAAUAUCAAGCUUAACCCUAAUUAGAUUUAAAAUUAAACUUAGUGAUAAUAAGAAGUGAGUAGACUUACCUUUUUGAGUACGUUUCUUUGUUUGAACUUUCAACAUGUCAAAAGAAUCAUUAAGAAAAAUUUUUCAAUGUUUAAACAGCAAUAAACGGCCAUUGCCAAUUGCAUGACAAGUGAAAUUGAGAGCAAUUUUACGGAAGCCUGUAAGGGACAUUCGAGAUGCGAGAUAAAAAUGCGAGAUGCGAGAUAAAAAUGCGAGAUAAAAAUGCGAGAUAAAAAAAUGCGAGAUAAAAAUGCGAGAUAAAAAAAUGCGAGAUAAAAAUGCGAGAUAAAAAAAAUGCGAGAUAAAAAUGCGAGAUAAAAAUGCGAGAUAAAAAAUGCGAGAUAAAAAUGCGAGAUAAAAAAAUGCGAGAUAAAAAUGCGAGAUAAAAAAAAUGCGAGAUAAAAAUGCGAGAUAAAAAUGCGAGAUAAAAAAAUGCGAGAUAAAAAUGCGAGAUAAAAAAAAUGCGAGAUAAAAAAUGCGAGAUAAAAAAUGCGAGAUAAAAAUACGAGAUAAAAAAAUACGAGAUAAAAAUGCGAGAUAAAAAUGCGAGAUAAAAAAUGCGAGAUAAAAAAAUGCGAGAUAAAAAAUGCGAGAUAAAGGUGAAAGGUGUUGACAGGCCAAACACGACUCAUAAGCUCGUGAUAGUGUGAUACGUGACCUUAUAGUUUUGCUCUAACGAGGAUAUCUCCCAGCGAUUUUGCUCUUUUAUAUGAAAUGAUGGGAGGCUCGUUGUAUAUUUCUCUCAGUAGUGGUUGAUCUUGAAUUAAGUGCCAUUUGCUCAUUAAAAUGUUUUUAAGGUUCGGCAAAGCAGGGUGGUAUGUGGUAACGAAAGGCAGAAUUUUCUUUCGCACUUCAUUGUUCUUUUGUAAAGCUGACUUCCGUUCGGUAAAUUUAACCUCAGAGGUGAUUUUUUCUAUGAGAUUGUGAGGGUAACCUCUAGCGCGAAGGCGUUUUUUGAAGUUGUAGAUGUUCUCAUAGAAGGAUUUAGCUGAGGAGUUAGUUCUCAGAAGUCUAAGGGCUUCGCCCUUUAUGAGACCUUUUCUGACCCCGUGGGGGUUACAGGAAGAGAAAUGCGUGUAUUGAAAAGUCUCUGUAGGUUUAAAAUGUGUGCGGAUGUCAAGGAUUCCUUGGUUGUGAAAUCUCUCGCCUUUUCCAAAAAGUGAAACAAAUAGUCGGCAGGGGCAACUUUCCAAAAAGUGAAACAAAUAGUCGAAGAACUACAUCAGGGAAGUUUUAUUGACGAAAUGACUGUUAAAUGGUUAUCACAGACACCUAACCCACCCAGAAUACCUGUCUUCUACACUCUCACAAAGAUUCAUAAGCCAACUCCUGUUGGCCGUCCUAUAGUGGCAGGAAACGACGGACCCACCGAGCGAAUAUCAUCAUUCGUUGACAGCCUACUUCAGCCUAUAGCUAAGUCACAAAAGUCCUAUCUUAAGGACACAACUGACUUUAUUAACUUCAUAGAAAGGAGAAACCUCUCAGGGGACGUUUUCCUAGUCUCCUUAGACGUUACUAGCCUGUACACAAAUAUCCCACAGGAAGAGGGAAUAAACACAGUAUGCAAAGCAUACCAGACUUUCUACGGGAAAAACACCCCCAUCCCCACACAAUCCCUCAGAAGAAUCCUUAAACUUAUUCUUCAAGAGAACUCGUUUGAAUUCAACGGCAAAAACUAUCUCCAAACACACGGAACCGCAAUGGGUACAAAGAUGGCAGACGCCUUUGCCAACAUCUUUAUGUCGGUGGUACAGACAGAAAUACUGAACUUCAGCAAAACUAAACCUGUUGAGCGGAAAAGAUACAUUGACGAUAUUUUCUCAUUGUGGAAAACUGAUAGAAAGGAGAUAGAUGAAUUCAUUGCUCUUGCAAACAGGCAUCACCUUUCAAUUAAAUUUACGGCUGAAAUAUCUGAUAAAGAGAUUAACUUUCUGGAUACAACUGUUUACAAAGGCGAGAGAUUUCACAACCAAGGAAUCCUUGACAUCCGCACACAUUUUAAACCUACAGAGACUUUUCAAUACACGCAUUUCUCUUCCUGUAACCCCCACGGGGUCAGAAAAGGUCUCAUAAAGGGCGAAGCCCUUAGACUUCUGAGAACUAACUCCUCAGCUAAAUCCUUCUAUGAGAACAUCUACAACUUCAAAAAACGCCUUCGCGCUAGAGGUUACCCUCACAAUCUCAUAGAAAAAAUCACCUCUGAGGUUAAAUUUACCGAACGGAAGUUAGCUUUACAAAAGAACAAUGAAGUGCGAAAGAAAAUUCUGCCUUUCGUUACCACGUACCACCCUGCUUUGCCGAACCUUAAAAACAUUUUAAUGAGCAAAUGGCACUUAAUUCAAGAUCAACCACUACUGAGAGAAAUAUACAACGAGCCUCCCAUCAUUUCAUAUAAAAGAGCAAAAUCGCUGGGAGAUAUCCUCGUUAGAGCAAAACUAUAAGGUCACGUAUCACACUAUCACGAGCUUAUGAGUCGUGUUUGGCCUGUCAACACCUUUCACCUUUAUCUCGCAUUUUUUAUCUCGCAUUUUUUUAUCUCGCAUUUUUUAUCUCGCAUUUUUAUCUCGCAUUUUUUUAUCUCGCAUUUUUAUCUCGCAUUUUUAUCUCGUAUUUUUUUAUCUCGUAUUUUUAUCUCGCAUUUUUUAUCUCGCAUUUUUUUUAUCUCGCAUUUUUAUCUCGCAUUUUUUUAUCUCGCAUUUUUAUCUCGCAUUUUUAUCUCGCAUUUUUUUUAUCUCGCAUUUUUAUCUCGCAUUUUUUUAUCUCGCAUUUUUAUCUCGCAUUUUUUAUCUCGCAUUUUUAUCUCGCAUUUUUAUCUCGCAUUUUUUUUAUCUCGCAUUUUUAUCUCGCAUUUUUUUAUCUCGCAUUUUUAUCUCGCAUUUUUAUCUCGCAUUUUUUUAUCUCGCAUUUUUAUCUCGCAUUUUUAUCUCGCAUCUCGCAUUUUUAUCUCGCAUCUCGAAUGUCCCUUACAGGCUUCCGUAAAUGUCCCUUACAGGCUUCCGUACAAUUUUCUUUUUCAAGGUACGCGUCAGCCUCAGGCGGUGUGCGUCACGAGAUUCGACCAAUCAGAAUGCGUCAUUUGUAGAGUGAUUCUCGUGCUCGGAAAGAGCCGUUUUCAGAGGUAUAUGUGGUGAAAUUUUCGCUUUAUUCCAAGCUUGUGUUGGUAAUGUCGACGCUAUACCGCCGUGGAAAGUUGUUGGAACACUUUAUCUUGAUAGCAGUUGCGUUACUUUUAAAUAUUUUGCUUUCUUGAGCGUUUGUGACAAGUUUGAAUUGCUCAGUUAUGUGCAGGCCGCCAUGAUGAUUUGAGUGUUGUUUUUGCCGUUCUUCUUGGAUUUAUUGCUGGUUACCGUUAGCGGUUUUAUCGAAUUAUUUUGGCCAUCUUGUUACUUCAACCUUUCUUCUUUGCAAAUUUCGGGGUCUACCCGGGUCUACCCCUGUUAGUUUUCCCGUUAUGAGCCGUUGAAAGUGUCUUGGAAUUAAGACAUCGUCUUAGCCAAGUGGCACAACUCCCGGGAAACUGGCUGAGAAAACAUGCCGAAGCGAAAGCCGACGUGAAGCGAGUAACGCCAAAUCCAGGAAGAGUUUGUGCUAUUUUAAACCACAAAAGGUAAAUAAGUUUGAAUAUUGUAAUAACCUUUGAAAAAAAAAACAUUUUUCAUAACCCAGUGCGGAAACUGAAAGCGUGACUUAAAGUAAUUUGCAUGCGGUGUGUGCUAUGUGUAUGCAAAUCUUUGUGCAAACUUAUGUAAGGGAAUAAAUUGUUAUAAAUCUCUACCAAAACACAAAACCAUUAUCGAAGAUCGAGACAACAUCAUAAAGGAUUUUAAAACUGUGAGGUUAGGUUUUACUUUAUAACAAAAUCGAUAUACUGCGCUCACUUCAAUGACCGCACAGACAAGAUCGUGGUUUAUUUCACUGUUUAUUUCCGCGACUGUAGCUUCGGUGAAAUUCCGAUUGUGCCGCAGCUGUUCGGCUCUUUCGGUCUGUUUUCCCCUUGCCUCAUAGAAGAUUUAUUUGCGCAUAAGGAUUUCAAACGGGCACUGUUUCCAAAAGAGUAUAAACUUGUCGAUGAAAAUAAAAUUGUUAUGAGAGACGAUUUCUCACCUUGCUGUUUGCACGCGCUCCCCCUAGCUGCUUUGCCGGUAACAUAGUCCAUCAAAUAUAUAAACACUUCUAAUGGACGAAUUUUUUUUUAGUUAAGCAAAUCCAGGUAUGAACUACAGAUCUCUUUCACCAUGAGAUAAAUACAUACAUAUAAACCAAACAGUACAUAAAAUCUUAUGAGAAGGCGGAAAUUAGUCGCCGCUCAAAGUCGGCUAGAUCGCACGAUCGUCUCCGAAUCGCGAUAAACUUCUUGAAAUUGUCUUGUGAAGCCAAUAGCAAGCAUCUAAGGCCACUAUGAGAUCUUGAAAAUUCUCGAAAUCGCUCUCUUCUGUAAUGUUUUUCGGAAAAGGCAGCAGUGUUUUGAUCCCUGGGUUUGAUUCAUUUCUCUUACGAGAUGCGAACUCGACCGUGUCACGAUUGAAAUGAGGCACAGUAACAGUUUUACCCAUGAACCUUUGUGGGUCGUGACGCACACCGCCUGCGUCAGCCUUGAAUCUUGGCCACCCGCGUCGCAGUGGCGGGAAAUCGGAUUUUGGAAUCCAGUCCCCAAGGGCGCGAUCCAUUCAACCAAAAUUUCCGGAAUAUUUCGGUCCAAAACUCUGGAUAGGUUCGGUCCAACCGGAAAAGUUUCGAAAAAACGGGUCCACCUUUUUAGGUGGACCAAUUUUCCCGGUCGGCCCGGUUGGAAUGUUGGUUGAAUGGAUCGCACCCCAAUACUCUGGAUUAAACCGUCACGUACAUGCAGGAUUCAUUUCUGUUAUCAAGGACCAUUAAGUAAAAAUCAUGUUGAUUACAUCCUUAUAUACAACAGCUUAAGGCCUGGAGCGUAACAGAAAUUCAUCCUUGGGCUUAAAAUGACUCAAUUAGAGGUGAGCGAGAAAAGGUUUCCUAGCUUUUUGCUAAUGUAACUCUGGUCAAAAACACAAGGAAAACCGUGCCUUCUCUAGAAACCGAUAAAGUUCUAACAAACUGAAAAUGACUGUUAUUAUAAGCUUAUAGUUUUUCCGAAUGUUCGACCUCCCGAUAUUGAUAUAUUUCUGUAGUCUUUUAGUUACUUAACUUUCCAGUGUUUUAUUAUAAUAUUAUUACUAUUUUGCCUGCCCUAAUAAUUUUCACAAUCGCAAGUUUUGAAGAACAACAUAAUGGAAUAUAAAAAUAAAAUAAUAUGCCCGGCAGCCGGGAAGGGUCUAAGCUGCACGGCAGUCAGAAUGUUUUUUUGAUUAUCUUCAAAAUCUUUUUUUCUAAAUAUAAUCGUUUGAAAGUAUCAUAUCUUCGUUUAGAAUUACCAAGGGAUUAGGAAAACAGGAAUGGCUUAGCAGUAGAGCGGUUGUGGUUUCUUGGGCAUAGAGCCUGAGAGUCGACGCCGUUUCGACACUUAGAAACAUUCGAGACUCGCGAGUACGUUUUCGCACAGGCUAAAUAUCCAGCAGUUUGAAAGCCAUCUGGAAAGUUGGAAAGCCUGUUAGUAAGCCAAAGGAUGCAUACUAGCCUCGAUUAGUUUUCCAAAGCAAUAACGAGAAUAUUAAGUGCUUUCAUUAAGAAACCUUAGAGUCAAUGCACUGUGUGAAUCAACUAACGUGUGGGAAAAAAGGGUGCAAAGGCAAACGCAGUGCGAAUUACGGCCCAUAACAAACGGGAAAGGCGGUCCCUGAUAACACCAAAUUAAAUAUAGCCUGUUAUAAAAAAAAAACUAACGAGUCACGAACGAUAAGGAAUAACAAGACGAGCUAUUAACCAGACUAAAAGGGGCGUAAAAGACGUGAGAGCUCAAACAGAAUAAUAACCAUACGACUAACUUAUAACAGAAAUCGCGACGAUAACUGUGAUCCUCGGUUAUCUCCUUCGCGAUAAUGGCACUGAGAUUGCGGACGCGAACUUAAUUAGAAUUGAUCGUGAUCACCACCUGGCGAUCGCGAUUACUGCACCACGAUCGAGAGCAAUAUGGCACUCGACGAUCGCCGAUUACAACUUAACUAAAUCGCACCGCGAUCGCAAUCACCGCUUCGCAGUAAGUACAAUGCCCCUGCGAUCGCGAUUACCAAACCGGGAUCGUAGUCCUGACAUAUAAAUCACGGAUUUGACUUUACUAAAUCAAGCCGCGAUCGUGAUCAUCACGCCGCGAUAAGUACAAUGUCGCUGCCAUCGCGGAUACUAUUUUUCAAAAUCGCACGACCCCAUCAGCUGCUUAGCGUUUAAUAUCAUCGAGCUAAAAUAAAAACUGUCUGUCUUCGCGAUCGCGAUCAUCUUCCUGCGAUCACGAUCGUUCCGCUGAGAUCGCUAUAGCUUCGCCACGAUCGCUCUAUCUUCACCAUCCUGACCCUGAGAUCGCGGAUAAUAUUUUUCUGAAUCGCGCCGCGAUCGUAAUCCUCUUCCUGCGAUCACGAUCAUCGGACUGAGAUCGUUAUAACUCCGCCGCGAUCGCGAUUUCAUCGCCAGCAUCGCAAUCCUAACCUUGGGAUCGCAGAUACGAUUUUUCAAAAUUGCGCCGCGAUGGCGAUCAUCUUCCCGCGAUCACGAUCAUCACGUUGAGAUCGCUAUAACUUCGCCGCGAUCGCUCUAUCUUCCCCGCGAUCGCGUUCACCACGCCGCGAUAAGUACAAUACAGCUGCGAUCGCGAUUUCAUCGCCAGGAUCGCAAUCCUGGCUCUGAGAUCGCGGAUAAUAUUUUUCUGAAUCGCGCCGCGAUCGUAAUCUUCUUCCUGCGAUCAUGAUCAUCGUUCUGAGAUCGUUAUAACUUCGCCGCGAUCGCGAUUUCAUCGCCAGCAUCGCAAUCCUGACCUUGGGAUCGCAGAUACGAUUUUUCAAAAUUGCGCCGCGAUCGCGAUCAUCUUCCCGCAAUCACGAUCAUCGCGUUGAGAUCGCUAUAACUUCGCCGCGAUCGCGAUCACCACGCCGCGAUCGCGAUCACUACGCCGCGAUCGCGAUCAUCGCGUCGCUAUUGCAAGCGCGAUUUACUUCAAUUGCAUAGCGAUCGCUGAUAUCGCGCCGCGAUCAAAAUCAUCGCGCCGCGAUCACGAUCACCGCGUCGCGAUCGCGAUUACCGCGUCGCGAUCGCGAUCAUCGCGUCGCGAUCGCGAUCACCGCGCCGCGAUCGCUAUAACCUCGCCGCGAUCGCGAUCACCACGUCGCUAUCGCGGGCGCGAUUAAUUUAAAUCGUGCCGCGAUAUGCACAAUCGCGCCGCGAUCGCUGCCAUCGCUCCGCGAUCGCGGCGCGAUCGCUAAUAAAUUUUUACAAGGGAGGGAAUGGUUGGGGGAAACGCACAAUCCAAAGCCUGAACAAAGCGAGUAAUCGCCUUGAAAGCGUUCUACUAAGCACAUGGAGCUGAUGUUAGCAAGGGUGACUGCACUUGAGCCACCACACUGACCGCUGAGCAACAACACACAACGGCACUCCUUGUUAUUAACUGCAUUAAAUGUUGUUUAAUUUUAUGUUACAUUUCUCUUCUCCCUGUAGUGGCCGCUGUUUUUCUCAGACCUCCUCCAGUGCUUGCAAUAUGGAGCAUUAGCUGUGGAUAUGUACCUUAGGAUUUUGAAGGCAAUUGAUGAGGAAGUGGUUGAUAGAGAUGUGAUAAGGAGUCAACAGGUUAAUUUUGUGUAUCGUUUUACAGUCAAAUCAGGUCAAGCAUUCCCAUUGCUAACAAAAAAAUGAUUUUGUUUGUUGAUUCAAUAAUCCAUUGAUAAAAUGAACAAUCCAACAGUCAAAUUGUACCUCGAUUCAAUAAUUAAAUGUUGAUUUGGUUUAUGAACAAAAUCUACCUGUUCUUUGUUCUUGUCCCGAUUGUGUUCAAUAGUAUUUGCUUCCCUUUUCUGCCGUUUACGAUUCUGUUUUUUAUUGCCAGCUUAUCAAAAUAACAGCUAGAAUAUACAGACCGCAAAUGCGAAGAAACUGACAAAGGCCGAGGAUCGAAAUCCACCAAUCACCGCACAUACAGUGACCUUAGUUUAACCAUAGUGUUUUCUGAGAGGUCACAUCUGUUGCACUGAUUACUGGCAUGCAGCAAACUGGCGUACAUGUAACAGUUUGUCUGGCCUUGAACUUCAGAACUCACCCGCACUUGACUCGUAGAAAAAAAGAAGAAAAUACAAAAUUCUGAGGUCGACUUGUGGGAAGUGUAGUUUUUCAAAAAACAGUAAUCAAAUCAACAUUCGAUUAUGGAAUCAAGGCUAAAUAUGAAUAUUGGAUUGUUCAUUUUAUGAAUGGAUUAUCGAAUCAACAAACGAAGUCAUUUUUCUGUCAAUGAAUUCAUUAGUUCGUUAGAAACGGGAAAGCUUGACCUGGUUUGACUGUAAAAGCUGUAAUGCUACAAUUUCCAUUGGUGAAAAUAUCUCCAACAGAAAUUGAUAACCUAUUCAAUUCUAUAUAAUAUUGUACUACCCAACAUCUCAUACGAGCAGCUUGCAGCCACUGAAGCUGAACCCGUUUUAGUGGGUGUCUGUAAAGCGGGUUUGGACUGUACCUAAAUUUUUUAUUUGCCUAAUAUAAAAGCUUGUUAAAGUUUGUCAUUCAAGCUGUUUUUGUUGUGACAAAGUCCACCAUGCCACACACAUGAAGUUGUAGGUGCUAAUAUGAAUCUAAACAUGUUGUGCAAAGGGCUACGCUGUACAUGUGUGAAAUUGCUCCUGAUGAAAAUCAAAAUCCUUUGGAGUUAAAACACUGCUUCUAGAAUCUUGCUUGUCACAUCUUGAAACUUGUGCAAAGACUCAAAGAUUUGAUUUAAAACUGUCAACUUUUGUGGAGUUUCAGUUGGUUGUGAUUGUACAAGUUUGUAAAACCAUUUGUGACCUUAUUUAGGAAAAGGGGGAUUAAGGUGAAUAACAAAAAAACGUGUUUUCUCGCGUUUUAAACAUAAACGUGUUAAAACACCGUUAAAACGUAUUUAAACAACGUUUAAACACACAAAAAACGCGUGCGCAAGAUUUUUAUGUCGAAAGAGCUUUAUACAAACGACGCGUUUAAACGCUGUUAAUUUACCUCAAAUGAGCGCAUAAUUACAUGGACAUUUGCUUCAUUAUUGGUUGUCAUCCGGGGUUACUCUGAUUUAUUUGAAGCAAUGGAGCUCGACAAACCAUCGAAAACUUAAUUCACGGACUCGGAACGGAGAAGAAAUGCGGGAUCGAAAGUCCAACCAAAUAUGGCGGAGUUCUUCGAGGAAGAAAACAAAACACUAAAUACUCGGUGACUCAGUAAGUAAAUCAUAAGCAUAAACUUCAACUGAAGUGAGGAAUGUACGAAUGAAUAUUACAUGAUGGAGCGAUAAACAGCGCUGUUGCAGCGGUGCAGAAAAUUCCCGAAUCACGAUCUGGGCUGGAAAGUGGCUGCAAAGUGGCUUUGAAAAGAUAAAAUGUUGUUACCGGUAAUGGCCUACCACUCGUCAGUACAAAAAAAAAAUGAAUUGCAGACUUCAAUAAUACAAUAAUCAUGAGACACGGUAGAGGAGUUGACAAGGCCUUAGUAACGGUGUAAAAACCACUAGAAAGUCAAAAUACAACUGAUACUUUUAAUCCACGCGUACACGUUACAAAAGCACGUGACAUAACAAAUCUGCAAAAGUCUCGCUUUGUAAUAUUCAGCAAUAACUCAUCUAAAUGUAAGAACAUGCAUUAACAUGCAGACAAUUAAGUUUAUCUUUUUUAAAAAUAAAGAGAAUAAGAGCGAUUGUGCUACAUAACGUUUGCACGGACCCACGCCAAAUGAUUUUUGAUUCGUUGCAACAGCGUAAGCCCGACACCGCUCACCUUGACGUUUUUUCCAUGAUCCACGAUCUGUUACACUUUUUUCAUGAAAGAAGUCAACCCAAUUUUACUUUAGUCGUCGUUAAAUUUUACAAUGGACUAAGGAACGUACAUUAUCGUGAACGUUUUAAUCAUGUAAGUGCAUGCGUACCCCAGCUAAGAUUCUUGUAUCCGAGUUGCUUGCUCUGGUUCGAUUCGUCGGUACUUUAUAGCGUAGAAUUCACUGUACAGUGCCGUUGUUUACAAAUACCUUUGAGCUGUUCCAUCCAAAAACAUCAACAGAACUUCCAUCUCGAAACAGAACUAGACGCAAAAAACUUACAAUGUAUGAAUGUUUGCGCCAUUCAUUCAACGGUCGCAAAUGUUUGUCUAGAUAUGUAAUGGUAUCUCUCAUGCAAAGGUGCCGACCAAUUAGAUUACAGCCUAGGAUGUCUCAAGGGAAUUAGCGAUAACAUUCCCACACUCGCUAGUCACGGAAUGAAAUUUAUUGAAAUCUUGAUUCAGAACACAUAGAAUUUGGAGGUUUAUUCAAUAAGUGAUCUUCCCUGCGCACAAGCUUACUCACAUUUGUUAGAGGUACAGUCAAAGUUUUCUCGUUAUAAAAGCGGGCGAAAAGCUGAUAUUUUCUGUUAUUACGGGGCGAGCGUCACGACAUUGUGACCAGUGACCCUGAAUGCGAAAAUAUUCAUGUUAGUCGAACGAUAACAUAAAACAUGACUGAAGGCUUGCGGCAUUAUUUUUUCAAUUCUGCUUCGCUUCUGGCGACGUGCUUUUGUCGCCAAAAAUUCCAAAGAGGAAAAACGAAGGAGUCGAAUGUGAAGAUUUAAAGAGCAUGAAAAGAUUAAAACAAGCAAGCUUGAGAAAAAGGAUUGACCUUUUUGUUGGUGAAGCCCGAUAUGCUGAUAGAAACAUUUUGAAGCGUCGUUAGGUAGUGUGCGUUUCUUUGACCAAUAUUGUUGGCUAUUGUAUUCAAAAUGAAUGCUCAAAUUCGACUGCUUGGUCCAUUCUUAGGAAGACUCGAAAACCGCAUCUUCUUUCCUGCGUGUGCUAAUUGUUUGGUUGCUGCCGUCUUCGCAUUUCAUAUAAUAGAACACUGGUAAUUUAUUCAUUCAAAUACGACUAAAUUAGCUUACUUUCCAGCAUACGAAAUGCAAUAUUGAAGUACAACAGAGCCGGUUGUUUAAACGCAUUAAAAAUCUGUUUAAACGCAUACAAAAUGCGUUUCCACGCUUUUCGACGAAGCCGAUUAAACGCGUUAGAACGUUGUUUUCUAAAUUCACCUUAAUCCCCCUUUUCCCAAAUAGGGUCACAUUUACUGAUCAAUCAGUUCAGAAGCUGAAUGAAAUUUUUCUUCCAUGAACAGGAAGCAGAGAGGAACAUGAAAAUUAAAGAUCACAUCAGGGAUACCUGCGUCACAGAGCUCGUUGACUCUAGGUUUCAGAUUCUGGUAGGUGGGAAUCUUGUAUUUUGGUACAACAAUGAGGUUGAGGUUUUGCUGACUGUUUUUUUAUUAUGUUUUGUAUGCAGAAAACAUAUGAAAAUAGUGUGUCAUCAAUAACAUGCCUUUGCCUGGACAUUAUUGGAGCAUAUAUUGAAUGGAUCGAUAUUGGCCUAAUUGCAAACGACAGGUUUAUCAGGUAAUGUUCAUUUUAAAAGGGGCAGAGUAAAGUUAAUGCAGACUGCGGACUGACUGUGGACUACGCGGAAUAAUAUUUUUAGGGUUAGAAAACAAUGGGACUUUUGGUGAAAGAAUGAAAGAUGGUAAAAUUUGAAUGUACACUCUGUAGUAUAAUUUAUGACCUCCCUCUCCAUGAGUUCUGCGUAGGUCAAGUGGAUAGAGUGCCCGCCCAGUGUUUGGGAGGUCAUAGGUUUGAAUCCUGUUGGGGACUCAGAUUUUUUCUUUGUCCCACGCUCGUGACAUGCUGAUUAUUUCAUUUUUUGUAAUGUUACUUUUGUUGUCACAUUGUCAUUUGUUUUGUGAAAACAAUAGUCAUCAGUCUGUGUUUCAUGCUGACUGAUGAUAAAAAUGUUUCCUUUGCUCUGUGUUAUUGUGUCCUUUCAAUUCUCAUAAAGUCAGUUUUUGCAAGUAGCCUUUCAGUGGUUAAGUUAACUGGCAGCUAAUAAUGUGGAAAAGCAUCAUUUCUCAUUGCUGAAAACUAUAAAAAGAGGAUUUUACUAUUAGCACAACCUUUGAUUUUGUGUCCUGCUUACAAAUUGAUAAUGUGUCUUUGUAGUACCUUUCUCCGGUACAUGUCAGUUGAAGUUCUUCGCGAGAGUGCUUGUGAUUGCAUACAUGAGAUUAUCAUGAAGGGAAUGGAGCCACUGGCAAAGAAAGAACUGGUGGAAUCUCUUCAGAGUGUUCUGGAGAAAAGCAGUAUCCUUGAACCACAAGAGUUACAUGAAUUCAUGUCUAAGCGUAACAUGUGUGUUGAAGAGUGUGAAUUCAAUACAUGGUUUCCUCCAUAUUCCCAGGGGUGAAUGGCUUAAUUUAAUUAUUUGUCAUUUGAAUCAUCACUUUUAGGAUGAAGAUGCUGACUUCAUGGCCAAGUUGGCAAAACUAAUGACUGCUUCAGGAUCGCAGCUUCUAAACAGCUACUCUAAGUAAGAGAUUAUUGAUUUGCAAGCAAAGUUUCAAACUGUGUUAAUUCUAGCAAGACAAUACUUCAGCGACUGAGAGUGGCAUUGUCAGGAAACGGAAAAUGUCAGACGCAAGUUGAUAAUUAAUUUUCUCAAAAUUGAAAACGUGCAGCAAAAAACAAGACAUAACUAAUGUGAAGCUACUAAGUUUGUGGUAGAAGUAGUAAACAGUACAGCACAACAUAGUUAGGGGCCGGGACAACUUGGUCACGUGGUACAAUUUUUCAGUGUCCCCAAUUAGAAAGGCACUGUGCCUGAGCUAUCAGACACGAGACUUUAAUAAAGUUCUGUCAUUUCUUGGUUCCCUCGUUAAAAAAGUCAUCCUUUUCAAAAUUUUCUUUCAGUUCUUCCUCCCCCCAACCUUAUACAAAGUUGAAACUUGGAAAAAAUUAUGCAUAGGCAUGUCCAACAUUGUUUGUGGGGUGAGGGGAGGUUUGGGCCUGUGUGAAUUGAAAAACGCCCCAGAAAUGCAAAAAGUAUCCCAAGACUUUUGUCCAUGAUUGAAGUAUUUCCUGGCUUUUCUGUCGGCUAAUCCAUCCUUUAUCCACUUGCUCUUUCCUUUAUGUCCUUGCACCCUCUGCCUGCCCUCAAUCUGUACCUACACUAGUACUCACUGCCUUUUGUUCCUCAAGUUAAAUGAUGGCCUUCAUGCAUAGUCCUAGCAUCAGCAUGACUCUUUUGGCAAGGAAAUGACAAUGGCCUUUCCUUUACUAACCCUAAUAGUGACACUUCACAGCCGUUUGGAGAGGGAAACAAUAAUAUUAUAAACCCCUUAAGCCCAAAUGUCCACAUAUAAAUUUUUGAGCCUGAUUUCUAUACGUUUCCUCACAACCUGUUAAAAUUAAUAACAAUUGAUCUCAGCAUUGUCCCCUUUAAUAGUGAUCAUUUUGGUAAUUCCAUAAACUCUUCCCUUGAUAAUGUAUUAAAAUAGUUAGGAGAAAAUUGAUGUUGAUCACUUGAGAGUCUAUGGGUUAAACUGACUGCACACAUUUGAUUUAUAAUAAUCAGAUUAUCUUGACAUUUUUAGGCUGCAGAAAGCUGGAGAGACAGAAGGUGCAGCCAAGUGCCUACAAUCGGCUGAAGAAAAACUACAGUAUCUUUUUAGGUAAAGUUAAUUACUUAAUUAAAAUUGUCUUUAUGGCAGUAACACAAUAACUGGUCACCCAGGAGUUUUUAUCGUGGUCCACAAUAUAACAAGAAAAGAAGCAAAUAGUUAUUGAAAUAAAUAUAAAAAGGUAAAGAAUCCCAACUGGCUGGAGGAAACCAGUUGGGUAUUGAGAAAUAACUGUAUAACAAGAUAAUAUAUAGCAAUGAAGAUUAACAGGUUUUUUUACCUUUUUUUUUUUUUGCCUUUAGAUUUUUAGACCAUGAAGAUGAUGAUGUUUCACAAAAUGUUUGUGGAUUUGGGUAUUCUUACUUAGCUGUCUUGAAACAGGUACAGUAAUCAGUGGGUAAUAUUUAUUGCCUCGCAACCCUUAUCUGUAAAUGCUGAGAUUGAAAAUCAAACAUAUGGGAAAAAGGCUGUUGCCUAACGGGUGCUUCACAGCGGUCAAACGAGUGAAAUUUGCAAAAGUUAAGCGAAAUACUUCAAAGUUAAGGUUGCUACUUUCACUAUCGAAAGUUUAAGGUAUUACCAACAUCCUGUUAGUUUACUAAACUUUUUAAAAGUUUACUAAAAAAGUUCUAAGUGAUUGAAAACCGACGCUGACGUUAUUAUCGGCGCCAUUUUCAAACAUGAUACUCUUUUAGCGCGAAGCGUUUUCAGCGAAAAAAGCUCAAAAUUUUGAGAAAAAUGGAAAGAUAGUUAUGUUGACUAACUGAUUUAUACAUCUUUGCCCAUUUUUCUCUAACUAGUAAAUGAAAUCCCUGCAAUAAAAAACAAAAAUAACGAUUGAGACGUUUGACCGCGGUGGUAACGGGUGCCUGGUGGCCAGAGGUGCCUACGAUUUACCCUCAGGUGACCAAAAUUUCAAACAGGAAGCCUGAACGGGCGCCUAAAACUUGAUUCUCAGGCUAACUUCUAGUGAACAAACAACAAAAUUCCCUGCUCAUUGUGCUACCCUUGUAGAACCAGACAUAUGCAAAACCUAUGCUCAUGCUAUUUGUUUACUAUGUUGGACUAUGUUUCAGCUAUGUUAUGUUCACUACUGCCUAUGUAUUAACUAUGUAACACACCAAACAACAUAGUCCAAAGUAUGCAAAAUCUAUGUUGAAACUAUGUUUAGGCUAUUUGAAAAGCACAUAGCUUUUGAAUACCUAUGCAAAUACUAUUCAAAAUCUCUUCAUAGUCUUGACAUAGCUAUGUAUUUACUAUGCAAUAGAAAGUUCUGCUUUUCCUUCCGAUUAGCAUCCUAUGUAUUCACUAUGCCUCAAAGUAAAAUAGCUUUUACAUAGCAUCUCGAUCUUCACUUUUAUUUCCAACAAGUUUCUUAGCUUUUACAUAGUGCUAUGUAUAUUCUAUGCUACGUGAUGAAACAUAUUUGCAGCCUAUGUAUUCACUAUGUGACAUUUUCAUUUAGCUUUAUCAUGAGAUAAAGGCUACAUAGCUUUUACGUAAACAUAUUUUUUCCUAUGUCACUCAUAUGAAAAAUAUAUGUAGUCUAUGCGUUUCCUAUGUGAUAUUCCAACAUAGCUUUUAAAUGACUCGGCAUGUUGAUGGUAGCGCUUACAGAAGGCUAAGCAUACUUCCAAAGUAAAAAGCAGUGUUUUAAACUAAAACACUGAAAAAUCAUGUACUAUAAUUUUUUUUGUGCUUGCAGAUAGUUUCUUAGUGAGAAGAUUUUUGUUAAGCAUUGAAUCGCUACAUCCAUCAUCCCUGUCUUAACUUUCCUUUCUAGCUUUUCCCUAGAGUUUCUUCACUUGAAAUGAUACUUCCAUGCAUCAUUUUCUUCUUUUACAUUGGGUUCGAUCUUUCGUCUUGAUUGUGGACGUCUCCUGAAUAUAACUGCAUGGUCAAAACUGCGAAACGCUAGCUGCAGUCCUCGGAAAAGUCCUCGGUGGGUGUUUGUCAGCCAUUUUGUUUCCACUAGUUCCCAGGGAAGCCCGUGAGUUCAACACAUGCGUAUGUUGCGUUUUAUCGUCACGUGGGCCUUUUCAACCAAUGAAAAGGUGUGAAAAUUGUCUGUUUCCACGCGGGCGCUUUCAAGUCAAAGAAGACGAGCUGUAAGCGUGCGUUUUUACAAGAAGACGCUUCUUUUUACUUCAAUUUCCAGUCUUUUUCCUGCCAGGUUCAACAAAAAGUAUUCCUAACGUUGGUAAGUGAUGUCUUUCUCAAUUAAGUUUCGAUUUGCCUGUAUUGUCUCCCCUUUUCGCGUAUCUGAACAAGCAUCGGUCACCUUCGAUCACGCUUUGAUACGGCUUACGGUAUUCCGCGAAACGAAACGAAACGAAACGAAACGAAAUGAAACGAAACGAAGCGAAACGAAACGAAAUGAAAAUUAAGAAGAUAUUACACAAGCAAAAGGGAACGAUGGCACUAAGAAUUAUUCCCGGCCUCUCUUCGAAAACUGUCCUCGCUAGAUGGCGGCAAAUUAUCUUGUUAGAUAAAGUGAAUACUGCCUUAUAGAUGCGACAAGAAAUUUGCCCUCUCGCUCGCUAGAUCCCUUGUUUCGCAAAAUACCAAUGGCGGCCGAUUGGUAAUCGACGAAACAAGGCUCGCAAACUAUUUUUAUAAGCGUUCUGCCUUCGAAAAUUAUCUUGUUAGAUAAAGUAAAUACUGCCUUAUAGAUGCGACAAGAAAUUUGCCCUCUCUUCGAAAACUGUUCCUGCUAGAUCCCUUGUUUCGCAAAAUACCAAUGGCGGCCGAUUGGUAAUCGACGAAACAAGGCUCGCAAACUAUUUUUAUAAGCGUUCUGCCUUCGAAAAUUAUCUUGUUAGAUAAAGUAAAUACUGCCUUAUAGAUGCGACAAGAAAUUUGCCCUCUCUUCGAAAACUGUUCUCGCUAGAUCCCUUGUUUCGCAAAAUACCAAUGGCGGCCGAUUGGUAAUCGACGAAACAAGGCUCGCAAACUAUUUUUAUAAGCGCUCUGCCUUCGAAAAUUAUCUUGUUAGAUAAAGUAAAUACUGCCUUAAAUUAUAGUUUUGGAGGAGAAAAUCAAAAAUCUAAAAUCAUACGAUUUUUUUAAACACUUAUCACUUUACUUUACCAAAUUCUUAGCUUUACUUGAAAAAUACUGAAAAAAAAAAAUAUCAUAGGAGUUGAUUUUAUAGGAAAUGUAUGGUCCCGGGGGGGGUCUUCAAAUUGUUAUAACUCGAGAAAUAUUUGUCAUAGCGAGUUACGGUUUUCGGUAUAUUAGUCCUCUAGUCAAGCUCUUUUAAAUGAUAUCUUUGGUGGUAUGAAAUUAGAAACUUUGUACCACGUGUUUUGUGGCGUCAUAAAUUAUGACGUCAGAAUUUGACAUUUUGACAUUUUUUUACCUUAUAAAUGAUUUGGACAACAACCCAAGCGAAUGUGCGAAGUUUGGUGAGGAAAUGUGCAAAAAAGCAAAAUUAGCCUUAAUGAUACAUUUUAGGGGUGGUUUGGCCCCGCCGUGGAUAAUGAUGAUGUCUACAUCUAUUCGUUUCUGUUUUGUUGCUUUCUCGCUCACCCUGUAAACACAAGAUAGAUUGAACGAAAGGUGGUUAAGGUUUUGAUUUCUACGAGCGACUAAUUGUGUAAAUCAUCAGCACAAAGGAAAGUGAAUUGUUCCCAGAGAAGAGCGAAACUGCAGCAAACGUCAAUUAGAGAAUUUUUUUGUCCUUCAGGAUGAGAAAAGCUUAUUACCAUUGACAGUAACAUUGUUUAAAUUUAACGGAGAUGUAGUCUUCUUGUAAAGAUCACAAUUUACUAUCUAUUUCGCGAUCAAUGUGUUAAUGUUGCUGAUUUUCUUGGUGUUUAUAUUAAUCAACAAAGUUCCCUAAUUGUCGCGACAAAAUAGGACAUGAUCAACCAACAUCAUGCAAUUAAAAGUGAUUGUUUUGUUGUUUAAUAGUGUUCGUAAGGCAGUAUUUGCUUUAUCUAACAAGACAGUUUUCGAGAACAAAUAAUUUGCGAGCCUUGUUUCGUCGACACCAAUCGGCCGCCAUUGGUAUUUUGCGAAACAAGGGAUCUAGCGAGAACAGUUUUCAAGAGAGGGCAAAUUUCUUGUCGCAUCUAUAAGGCAGUAUUUACUUUAUCUAACAAGAGCCUUGUUUCGUCGAUAACCAAUCCGCCGCCAUCUAGCGAGGACAGUUUUCGAAGAGAGGCCGGGAAUAAUUCUUAGUGCCAUCGUUCCCUUUUGCUUGUGUAAUAUCUUCUUAAUCAUUUCGUUUCGUUUCGUUUCGUUUCGUUUCAUUUCGUUUCAUUUCGUUUCGUUUCGUUUCGUUUCGUUUCGUUUCGUUUCGCGGAAUACCGUAAGCCCUUUGAUACUCCUUCGUUUCAAUUCUAAAACGUCAGGUUGUUUUUAUGUUCAUUUGCCUUAAAAUCUCCACUUUUCUGUUUGCAGAUACUUAUUCGUUGCAGUCAAAAGGAAACUGUAUGGCACUGAAGGGCACGACAUCAGCAAAAAGUCUACACGAUAAGCAAAUUAAGCAAACUUUAACUUGGGGUUUCGAUUCUGAAACCUCCAUGAAAAUACUGCAUUUGUGUUACUAUUAGUCUUCGUGAUAUUAUAUUGUCAUAGUUUUCAAUUUUUCGUUUCAAAACCUAUUUCUUACCAAUGUAAAAGGUAUUCUAAUUCAUAUGUUUAUACUAUUUUUACUAUUUUGGUGAUUUUUACGAACGUAUUUUAAACACUACAUUUGCUUAAACAGAUCGAAACCUACAUACAUAAGAGACUAUGUCAAUUCUAUGUAAUUUCUGUUUGAACUCUAGUUAAAGCCUGUGUAUGUGAUAUGUUUUACCUAUUCAAAUACUAUUAAAAUCCUAUUUCAAACCUAUGCAAAGACUAUUUGUUCUGUGUUUUCCCUAUUUUAAUGCUAUGCAAAGUAUAUGUCACCUUUAAAAAGGCUAUGUUUUUCAUAUGUUUUUACUAUUUCUAGGCUAUCUAAAUUCUAAGCAAACCCUAUUCAAAAGCUAUUUAAUCAACUGUUCCCUGUUACAUUUUACUAUGUAAACUCUAUUUCAGUCCUAUGUGAAGGCUAUUUAUUUUCUAUGAUUUUUCUAUGAGGUUGACUAUGACGUCUAAAAUCUCUUUCCACAAGCUAAGUAAACUGUAUGUAUAGGCUAUGUGGAAACUAUGUCAUUUCUUCCUUUAUUCCUACCUUUAAAAACUGCAUAGCUUUUAAGUAGGUUCCGUUUGACUAGCGAAAACAUAGCAUUUUCGAUACAAAAAACAUAGUCCUGGCAUAGAAACAACAUAGGAUCUGGUUAAAGCAAUGUAUGACUGAUUAACAUAGGUUUUACAUAGCUUUGUGACAUAGCAUUUGCAUAGAUUCUACAUAGUGUCUGAUUCUACAAGGGCUAUUUUCGAGUGGUGGAAAAUGCUGGUUUCUCAAAACUCAAAACUCAGUUUUCCUGUUUCAAAACUCGCCUUGUUUGAGUCUUGAUUGUUUUUCCGGUUUUGUCUUGUCAUGCAUUGCUCCUUAGCAUUGUGUGAUGGUCAAAAUCAGCUGUGAGGAAGACUUAGAUUUUGAGCCUUUGAAAGGGUUAGAUAGCUCCCUCUACUCUAAACACUGUCACUGAUCAUUGAAUAUUUGUUAACUAUUUGUUCCACGCAGAUUACAAAUCCAAGUGAACAGCAAAAGGCAAACUUAAGGGUAAGUAGUGGCUGUAGACACAUCUGCCUCACAAAUAAUUCUUUAGACCCCAAAAUUUUACUAAGUAAAUUUUGUCAUAAAUACACUUAUUUUUGUCUUGCAAGGUAAGCAAUAAUGUUGUUUUUAUCUCUGUUAUCCUCAUUUCUGUAGGGAAUGCUGCAUGUUGUUAUCAAGAAGAUGAAAUAUGAUGAGUCGUACAAUUUUGAACGGGAGGUAAUAAUAUAUAAUUUCCUAGUUAUUUCCACAUCCUGGCAGUAUUUCUAUACCUAGUCAAGAUGGAUGGAUAAUUAUACCGGUAUGUAAAAUCCUUGUAUACUACAUGUAUUAAGCUGUUCACUUUUGUGAUCUUUCCGUUUUUUGAUCUUUUCAGGGUGAAGACGAAGUCAUGUUCAUGGAAUACAGAAAAGAAAUGAAAAUUCUUUUUGACAACAUUGCUCAACUCGUAAUGAUUAGAUUUGUGUCUCUCCAUUUGACUUUUAAUCCCUAAAGCAUUUAAUAAAAGAAAUGAUUAUAUGUAAUCUCUUUGUUCUUAUUCUUGUAGGAUCCUGACCUGGUGUUAGUCUCAGUUCAUAACAGUUUGAAUUCAACAUUUGGGUGAGUGCAGGCCUGAGUCUUAGAUGAUCUGAGUCCUGCUUCCUCAAACUCAUUCUUUGGCAUGUCAGUUAAUUAACACUUUGCAAUGACAUUAAACUCAAUAGCCACAUACUGUAGUAAUAUUGUUGUACAACAUUGAAAUUUGAGCUAAUUGCACACCCCCAAUUUGUUUAUUUGGGGGGCUGAUUAGCAGAGUAUAAAACAGGAGAAGAUAUUGUGUUACAAGUAAUAUUGCACUUUAAUGUCUACAAACUUGGUGUAAAGCUUUUUAUCAUCUUACUUUAAAUCUUAAAAUAACCACAGCUUAGGAUUUUCUCAGUAUACUCAAACAACUAGAAUUUUGUUGAGAAUUAGGCAGUUUUAAUUCUUUUACUCUCUAAAAAAAAAUGAUGUUGAGAUAAAUGUUGCAGGAAGCUAAUUCCUCCCAUUUUUUGCCAGAAACAUAUAAAUUUAUUCUUAACUUGGUCUGUGCAGGAAAUUAGAUGAAGCAAAACUCAUGGAUGUUGAGAUAGCAGUGCGAGCUCUUUACAUGCUGGGUGAAGCAAUAUGUCGGCAAGGUUUUUUUAAAGUAAAUAGUGUAUUCAUUAGGCAUUGGAGAUUAGACAAAUUCGGUAUAGUAAGGUUCAAUAGCCUUUGACUAUUAAUUUUAAUUUAUUCAUGGAGCCUUUUUCAAGAUAUUCUCCUGUAAUGUCACACCUUUCUCCUUCUUACAGAACUGUUUAUAAAAUAUGAAAACCCCAUUUUUAGCUUAAAACUUCAAGGUGAGCUUAGCACCAGCAUUAACAUUUAGGUGUAUUCUUCCCUGGCCUGGAUGGAAGACAAGCCAAUUGCUUUUUUGUGGGCACAUACAGACCUGCAAACUCUCGAUCUCAUGAUUCUGCUGUGAGUCGCACAAUUUUUUAACUUUUCUCACGGCCUCACAACAAGGUCUCUUAAUCUCACAGUUUUUUGAGAAAUAUCAUUCUGAUAUGAAAUGUUACCUUGUUGAAUAAAAAAGGAAAUUUUGUGUGGAAUGCUAGUGCCUGUUGGAGCCUUGAUGGGGCUUUGUAACAUAAUUUAGCCAUGAAGGUGGCUUACUGGAAAAAAUGACUCUGCCAGAAGUUUUGUCCUAGUGAUGACCUAUUCUCUGGCCUCUUAAAGUCGAUCAAAGAAAAAGUGACAUCAAAUUUGCUACAGUGGGGACCCAACUAACACUGGGUUAUACAUAAAUUAACCGUUAACUCUUCCAAUGGAAGAAGGGUUUGUUUAAUCCUAACCGGGAAAAAAUAGAUUUUUUUCAUGAGUCUCCAGAUUUUCCUUUAUCAGGGGCCUGACGGGUCUGCACAUAACUGCCUAAUAUGGGGAUGGACAUGAGUGAGACUGUUAUGGGUCCCAAUUGCUAGGUGUUUUCCCUAGCUAUAUACUCAUUCCCACAACUCAUUGGACAUGAGUGAGACUAUUAUGGGUCCCAAUCGCUAGGUGUUUUCUCUAGCUACCGGUAUAUACUCAUUCCCACAACUCAUUGGACAUGAGUGAGACUAUUAUGGGUCCCAAUUGCUAGGUGUUUUCUCUAGCUAUAUACUCAUUUCCACAACUCAAUGGACAUGAGUGAGACUGUUAUGGGUCCCAAUUGCUAGGUGUUUUCCCUAGCUAUAUACUCAUUCCCACAACUCAAUGGACAUGAGUGAGACUGUUAUGGGUCCCAAUUGCUAGGUGUUUUCUCUAGCUAUAUACUCAUUCCCACAACUCAAUGGACAUGAGUGAGACUGUUAUGGGUCCCAAUUGCUAGGUGUUUUCCCUAGCUAUAUACUCAUUCCCACAACUCAAUGGACAUGAGUGAGACUGUUAUGGGUCCCAAUUGCUAGGUGUUUUCUCUAGCUAUAUACUCAUUCCCACAACUCAAUGGACAUGAGUGAGACUGUUAUGGGUCCCAAUUGCUAGGUGUUUUCUCUAGCUAUAUACUCAUUCCCACAACUCAUUGGACAUGAGUGAGACUAUUAUGGGUCCCAAUUGCUAGGUGUUUUCCCUAGCUAUAUACUCAUUCCCACAACUCAUUGGACAUGAGUGAGAUUAUUAUGGGUUCCAAUUGCUAGGUGUUUUCCCUAGCUAUAUACUCAUUCCCACAACUCAUUGGACAUGAGUGAGACUAUUAUGGGUCCCAAUUGCUAGGUGUUUUCCCUAGCUAUAUACUCAUUCCCACAACUCAUUGGACAUGAGUGAGACUAUUAUGGGUCCCAAUUGCUAGGUGUUUUCCCUAGCUAUAUACUCAUUCCCACAACUCAUUGAAGAUUAGGGAGCUUAAGCAACAACAAUGGCAACGGCUGCAAAAACGUCACUUAAAAAGUGAAGUUGCACUGCCUCAAACUUGAUCGCACUUAUUCCAUCUCGUUUAAGUCAUCAAUUGAAUUCUAAAGGACUGUAUCAAAGUUCAGGAAAAGAAAAAGAAAGUUGUUGUCUUGUGUUCCCUCAACGACGAUACAUGAAUUUGUGCACUUUCAGAUUUUAGUUGUGCAUGCAACGACAGCAGAGAAAUGUACAAAAAAGCAUGAUGCAUAUGCAAAGUUGUUGUUUUGCUAAUCUAAACCUAUUGCUUUUUUGCUGUUCUCAUUGCUGUCACUGUAAUCAUUCCUUCAGCUCCCUUAAUUCACACCAAUUCACUAGAGUGUCUGUGAUAACCUUUUUCAAAUUUUCAAUUAACAGACCCAACAAUUGUAUUCAGAUGCCUCCAAGUUUGCUGAUCUUCAACAAAUGAUGAGGUUG
Messenger RNA from Porites lobata, 30396 nucleotides. The record is from the annotation of a GenBank genome assembly. NCBI's taxonomy places the organism in Eukaryota, Metazoa, Cnidaria, Anthozoa, Scleractinia, Poritidae.